This is a messenger RNA of Sinocyclocheilus grahami, 2324 nucleotides long. Its product is annotated as acyl-CoA desaturase-like. The transcript is spliced from 5 exons. Gene Ontology annotation, molecular function: iron ion binding; stearoyl-CoA 9-desaturase activity; palmitoyl-CoA 9-desaturase activity. Gene Ontology annotation, cellular component: endoplasmic reticulum membrane. Gene Ontology annotation, biological process: unsaturated fatty acid biosynthetic process; response to fatty acid; monounsaturated fatty acid biosynthetic process. Bases 9 to 989 code for a protein of 326 amino acids. The record is from RefSeq and is a predicted model, not a curated record. NCBI's taxonomy places the organism in Eukaryota, Metazoa, Chordata, Actinopteri, Cypriniformes, Cyprinidae.
UGCUCAUCAUGCCUGACAGGGAAAUCAAAUCUCCAAUCUGGCGUCCAGAACCGGAGACCACGGAGGACGUGUUUGAUCACACAUAUAAAGAGAAAGAAGGGCCCAAACCUGUCACCGUCGUAGUGUGGAGAAAUGUCAUUCUCAUGAGUUUGCUGCACAUCGGAGCUCUGUAUGGACUCGUCCUGCUUCCGUCUGCAAGUGCUCUCACAUUGAUCUGGUUUUGUGCAUGCUGGUUGUUCAGUGCUAUGGGCAUCACCGCCGGCGCUCACAGACUCUGGAGUCACAGAUCAUAUAAAGCAUCAUUACCGCUCCAGAUCUUUCUCGCCUUCGCAAACUCCAUGGCCUUCCAGAAUGACAUCUACGAAUGGUCUCGAGAUCACCGCGUUCACCACAAAUACUCCGAGACGGACGCCGACCCUCACAACGCUGUGCGAGGCUUUUUCUUCUCUCACAUCGGCUGGCUGCUGGUCCGCAAGCAUCCGGACGUCAUUGAGAAGGGACGCAAGCUGGAGCUCGACGACCUGAAGGCUGAUAAAGUCGUCAUGUUCCAGAGGAGGUUCUACAAGUCGUCUGUGCUGCUGAUGUGCUUCUCCGUGCCGACGCUCGUGCCGUGGUUGGUGUGGGGCGAGUCUCUGUGGGUGGCGUAUUUCGUCCCUGCUCUCCUCCGAUACGCACUUGUGCUCAACGCCACCUGGCUGGUGAACAGCGCCGCGCACAUGUGGGGAAACCGGCCCUACAACGGCAGCAUCAGACCCCGGGAGAACAGAUUCGUCACCUUCAGCACUGUAGGCGAAGGCUUUCAUAACUACCACCACACGUUUCCCUUCGACUACGCCACCAGCGAGUUCGGCUGGAAACUCAACCUGACCACCUGCUUCAUUGACUUCAUGUGUUUCCUGGGUCUGGCCCGAGAGCCCAAGGUGGUGUCCAGAGAGGCCGUGCUCGCUCGAGCUCAGCGCACCGGAGACGGCAGCCACCAGAGCGGCUAACGAGCGCCGUCCGUCCUAACCAACUGCACACCUGAAGACAGAAGGACAAUCGGUCCUUCCAGCGACGCUGUUGAAGCUUGCUGUCAGAUGGCAAAUGUUUGUUUGUUUGUUUGUUUUUUUCCAGUCUAGCCAGUGAAGCUUUAAUUAAUACAGGAAUCCGGCCUGUUUGUGUAGAGCUUAUUCAGAUUUUCUUUCCGGCUUCCUCUUCUCGACAGCAGCUGUAGAUGUUUUUGAGCCCGGUCUGAGCUCAUGCAGCUGACAUGCCAGUUUGCUCAAUGCAGGAGCUAAUCACGGUGCCCAGCAACCCCGUCACCCUUCCUAAAUCUAGCUGUGCAUUUUGGUAGAAAUGCAACUGAGAUGCACAUCUAUUUAAUAUUCUAUAGCUGCAGCUUACUGCAUCUGGACCAGAUACAGACUAGAGUGUUUCAGAAUUUAAUAUUGCCAAUCGGUUUUGUUGCCACAGUUGAACAAAUUGUUCAUUUGGAGAAAUGCUUGAAUAGUUGGAAUCUGCAUUAAUGAUUCGUGAUUAUACUUUUGACCACAGCACACAUACGACAUAUAAGUCUUUUUUGGACUACUGCAGAUUGAGAUCGAUUUGAUGUCUAAACACACUUUGUAACAUUGACUUAUAUUUAAUAAUUGUGACAUAAUCACUGAAGAAUCCAGAUGGCAUCUGAGAAUCAGGCUGCAUGAGAAUGAUGGACCGCGUUGGUUCUUGAUUAUUUAGUACUGGGUUUGUAUAAUUAAUUGUGCAACACCAUGCUUAUCUUUCGAGUCCUGCUUUUUCAUGUUAGUGCAAGCAUGCUGUAUUAAUACAGAACUCUUUUUCUAUCGCAAAAUAAUACAGAUGGACAUAUCUGUGGAUUUACAGUAAGUCAAAUAGUUAAUUAUGAUGCCAAAAACCAUUGCAUUGCAUGCGAUCUGAAUGGUGCAAGCUGGUUUUUGCUCUAGUUCACCUGUAUGUUUAAUCAAACAAUGUAUUUUCAGAGAUUUUUCAGUGCUAUUUUUGGAUUUCAUUUGACAAGUUGCUUGUGAUUAAUUUGUUUGGUAACUUUAAAACCAUUUGGAUUGUAGUUCUUUGAAGACUUUAUACUGUAUUUUGACUCCUGUUCCUCUCACACAGGACAGAUCGCCUUACUUUUACUCUUGACACUUGAUUCAAGAUGCCAAAAAGCGGUUGUGGUAUUUCUCAUGCUGUUUGGAAGAAGCCUUCGGCUCUUAAAACUAACAUGAUGCUCCUGUUUGCGAUAACAGCCUGUAAUAAUCAAGACUCUUGUUUCAUAAUCAUUUACUGGAAAUAAAGUCUGAAGCAAUAAGCUUCUACACUUUCUGACA